Morchella importuna is the source of this 1536-nucleotide messenger RNA. RefSeq lists its product as uncharacterized. Bases 1 to 1536 code for a protein of 511 amino acids. Gene Ontology annotation, cellular component: cytosol. Gene Ontology annotation, biological process: pentose-phosphate shunt, oxidative branch; pentose-phosphate shunt. The transcript has 8 exons. Gene Ontology annotation, molecular function: NADP binding; phosphogluconate dehydrogenase (decarboxylating) activity. The record is from RefSeq and is a predicted model, not a curated record. Lineage: Eukaryota; Fungi; Ascomycota; Pezizomycetes; Pezizales; Morchellaceae.
AUGGCUGACGAAACUAAGGCAGUAGCGCGAUUGGCCGCUAUUGCUGGCGGCUUUGCGCACUCAAUACCUAGUGGUGAUUUUGGUCUCAUCGGUCUGGCCGUCAUGGGUCAGAACUUGAUCUUGAACAUUGCGGACAACGGUUACACUGUCGUUGCCUUCAACAGGACUGUUGCUAAGGUCGACCACUUUUUGGAGAAUGAGGCCAAGGGAAAGAGCAUUGUUGGAGCUCACUCCAUCCAGGAGUUCUGUGAGAAGUUGAAGACGCCCCGUAAGAUCAUGUUGCUCGUCAAGGCUGGUCCUGCUGUCGACGAUUUCAUUGCUUCUCUUCUCCCAUUCCUGGAACCUGGUGAUAUCAUUAUCGACGGAGGUAACUCCCACUUCCCCGACUCCAACCGCCGCACCAGGUACCUUGCCGAGAAGAAGAUCCGCUUCGUCGGUGCUGGUGUUUCCGGUGGUGAGGAGGGUGCCAGAUAUGGACCUUCCAUCAUGCCCGGUGGUAACGAGGAGGCUUGGCCAUACAUCAAGGACAUCUUCCAGGCCAUUGCCGCCAAGUCUGAUGGUGAGGCGUGCUGUGAGUGGGUUGGUGAUGAGGGUGCUGGUCAUUUCGUCAAGAUGGUCCACAACGGUAUUGAGUAUGGUGACAUGCAGUUGAUCUGCGAGGCCUACGAUAUCAUGAAGCGCGGUCUUGGAAUGACUUGCUCCGAGAUGGGUGAUGUUUUCGCCAAAUGGAACACUGGCGUUUUGGACUCUUUCCUCAUUGAGAUCACCCGCGACAUCAUGAAGUACAACGACCCCGAGGAUGGCACCCCGCUCGUCGAAAAGAUCCUCGAUAGUGCUGGUCAGAAGGGUACCGGAAAGUGGACCGCUAUCAACGCCCUUGACCUCGGUAUGCCCGUCACUCUGAUCGGAGAGUCUGUCUUUGCCAGGUGUCUCUCUUCCAUCAAGGCCGAGCGCGUCAGAGCUUCAGAGGUCCUCGAGGGUCCUGAAAUCCCGGCCUUCACUGGCGACAGGGAAGCUGCCAUUGCAGACCUUGAACAGGCUCUGUACGCUAGCAAGAUCAUCUCUUACGCCCAGGGAUUCAUGCUUAUCCGUGAGGCUGCCAAAGAGUACGGCUGGAAGUUGAACAACCCUGCCAUCGCCCUCAUGUGGCGUGGUGGAUGCAUUAUCCGCUCUGUCUUCCUUGCGGACAUCACCAAGGCCUACCGUGCCAAGCCCGACCUCGAGAACUUGUUGUUCGAUGACUUCUUCAAGGCCGCUAUCCACAAAGCCCAGCCCGGGUGGAGAAGAGCCAUUGCCAAGAGUAUCGAAUACGGUAUCCCAACUCCUUGCUUCUCAACCGCUCUCUCCUUCUACGACGGUUACAGGACCAAGAACCUUCCCGCAAACUUGUUGCAGGCCCAACGUGAUUACUUCGGUGCCCACACUUUCCGCGUUAAGCCAGAGUGCGCUUCGGUCUCCUUGGUAGAAGGAAAGGAUAUCCACAUCAACUGGACCGGAAGGGGAGGAAACGUUUCUGCGUCAACAUACCUUGCUUAA